CGGAUAAUUCUUGCAUCACAUGUAAAGACAUGCAAAAAUCACAGAGGGCGAAAUUCUAACCUAACAAAAUACGUUUAUUGUUUUGUCUGAGAUUUUUAUUACACAAAACGAAUUAAAAAUGAGUCUAAAAUUAAGUACGCAUGGAUAUUUCGGCAAAAAAAAACAAGAGACUGCCCCACCACAAGGCGUGCGCUGCCAAAAAUGUCUCGAAUUCGGCCACUGGUCCUAUGAAUGCAAAGGAAAACGCAAAUACGUACAUAGAUCUUCACGCACCAAAGUACUAAAGAAGAGACUGAAGGUUAUUGAACAAAAACAAGAAGAAGCACAACAAGAAAUGGCUGAAGCACAGAAAAAGAAAUUCAAAACCAAAAAGAGUAAUGAUUCCUCAUCAGAUGAUUCUGAUUCCGACUCAGACAGCAGUGAUUCCUCGAGCAGUUCAUCCUCAAGCUCUUCAUCAUCAAGUUCGUCAUCAUCAUCUUCUGCAUCUUCAUCAUCAGAUUCAGAUUAAUCAAAAACUAUUGAUUUUCCACAAAUUUAUAAUUUACGACAAAUAUAUUAUGUUUAUAUGGACUAAACAUCUUCUAAUACUAAUAUAUAUUAUUUAUAAGUAAUAAUUGUUUAAUAAAACUUAAAAAUACGCA
This is a messenger RNA of Dalotia coriaria, 641 nucleotides long. Its product is annotated as zinc finger CCHC domain-containing protein 10-like. The transcript has 3 exons. The record is from RefSeq and is a predicted model, not a curated record. Lineage: Eukaryota; Metazoa; Arthropoda; Insecta; Coleoptera; Staphylinidae. Bases 119 to 508 code for a protein of 129 amino acids. Gene Ontology annotation, molecular function: zinc ion binding; nucleic acid binding.